UAAGAGUGACCAUUAGAUGAAAACGCGUCUAAGAUUUUCGGCAAUAUUCAUGUGAAAAGGUGAAAGAUUCAUCAAACUCUAUGUUAAUUUCACUCAAGAAAUUGAAUUGCAUCAUUUCUAAAGGUUUGAAUUUCCUCGUAAUUCCCUGUAAAUCCCCACGGGAGUUCAUACACCAAAAAUUUGACCCUUAAUUCCCACCUUAGCUAUAAAUCUCUCUUUAGCUCUCCUUUCUAUUCUCAUUUUCUUCAACCCCAAAAAGCAAAAAUUUCAAUCCCAAUUCCCCUUUGCAUGGCAAAAGAGUUGAUAUUUUUCUUGGUUUUUCUUGUUUUUUCAUCGAACCCAGUUUUUUCUCACUUCAUCUUCAACGGGUUUCAUGAUUCAGGCGACCAAAUGAGCUUAAAUGGAGUUGCAGACAUUACAAAGAAUGGGUUACUCCGUUUAACCAAUAUUAGCCAACGUGCAAUUGGCAGAGCUUUUUACUCAUCUCCUUUUCAGUUCAAGAACUCCAGCAAUGGCAAAGCUUUUUCUUUUUCAACAGCUUUUGCUUUCGCCAUGGCUCCUGCGUACCCAACCCUUGGCGGCCAUGGCCUUGCUUUUGUUCUUUCUCCUUCAAAAGAAAUUGCAGUAGAGUUUGAUACUGUGAGCACUAUAGAGUUUGGUGAUAGAGAUGAUAAUCAUGUUGGCAUUGAUUUGAAUAGCAUGCAUUCAAAUGCUUCAGUUACUGCUGGAUAUUUCCUUGAGAACUCAAAAGUGCAAGAGUUGGAUCUCAAGAGUGGGAAAGUGAUUCAAGCUUGGAUUGAUUACGAUUCAGCUAUAAAUCGAUUAGAGGUUAAGCUUUCAACUUUAUCUAAGAAACCCAAAAAAUCAAUCUUGCAUUUUGAUGUUGAUCUCUCACCAUUUCUCCAUGAUUCCAUGUUUGUGGGGUUUUCAGCUUCAACAGGUAAGCUUGCAAGCUUUCACUACAUCUUGGGAUGGAGUUUUAACAUGAGUGGAGAGGCUGAAUCUUUGUCUUUACCUUCUUUACCUUCACUUCCAAGGCCUAAACAAAACUACACUGCCUUAAUCCUAUGUGUCACAUUUCCAGCUGUUCUUGUAAUGAUGUCAAUUGCUUUCAUCUGGUUUUACCUUGUUAGGGACAUGGAGGAUUUAGACAUGAUUGAGGCUAAGGACUUUGAGAUUGGUCCUCAAAGGUUUUCUUAUCAAGAACUCAAGAAAGCAACAAGGGGUUUCAAAGACAAAGAGCUACUUGGUUUUGGUGGAUUUGGCAGAGUUUACAAAGGAACUCUGCCAACCACAAACACUCAAGUUGCUGUCAAACGAAUCUCUCAUGAAUCAAAGCAAGGGAUAAGAGAAUUCUUGUCUGAGAUUUAUAGUAUCGGUCGUCUUCGCCAUAGAAAUCUUGUUCAGUUUCUAGGAUGGUGUCAACGCAGACGUGAUCUCUUAUUAGUCUAUGAUUUUAUGCCUUGUGGUAGCUUGGAUAAGUACCUGUUUGAUGAGCCAAAACAAGUUUUAAGUUGGGAACAUAGGUUCAAGAUCAUCAAAGGUGUGGCUUCAGGUCUUUUGUAUUUGCAUGAAGAAUGGGAACAAACUGUAAUUCAUAGAGACAUCAAGGCAGGCAAUAUUCUGUUAGAUUCUGAGCUAAAUGGAAGACUUGGUGACUUUGGUUUAGCCAAGUUAUAUGACCACGGCUCGAACCCGGGCUCGACCACGGUGGUUGGUACGUUGGGGUACUUGGCACCCGAGCUUACAAGAACUGGUAAGCCUAGUACAAGUACUGAUGUGUUUGCAUUUGGUGCACUUUUGCUUGAAGUGGCAUGUGGGAGGAGACCUAUUGACCCAAAGGCAUUGCUUGAGGAGCUGAUCUUGGUGGAGUGGGUGUAUGAGAAGUGGCAAAGUGGGGCAGUUCUUGAAGUUGUGGAUUCAAAAUUGAAUGGCGACUUUGAUGAGUGUGAGGCUAUUCUUGUGAUUAAACUCGGCUUGAUGUGCUCCAAUGAAGUGCCAGAGGCGAGGCCUACAAUGAAGCAAGUUGUAAGGUACUUGGAGGGGGAAGUGGCACUGCCAGAACUGGUGCCAUCACCUGGUGGAUAUGAUAGAAAGGAGGGCAAUCGAAGUGACAGUAUCGCUUUCGAAGAUUAUGUGCAUUCAUAUCGAAAUUCAUCGUGCGCAUGCUCAUCAGCUUUUGAAGAUCAGGACAUAGAUGUUGAAGCAGGUUUAACAACACAUAUCAAUCUCAGCAGAGGAAAUGGCAGAUAGCCAUUGAAGAGCAAGACAGAGUUCAUAGCCAUUGAAGAGCAAGACAGAGUUCUUUGCCUUUUAGGAAUGCUUUUAGAGAAGAAUGUUUUUUCUUCUCUUCAAGGAUUGUUAAAAGGAUUAUAUUUUUGUAUUAUGUUCAAAGAAAUGUUGUGUAGAAAGGGGUAAAAACAAAAACUGUACCUGUAAUAGUGUUCGGAACUGUGGUCACAAUUUUAAUUACGAAAUCAAUAAGAAUAUAUUUUCACAGUACAA
Messenger RNA from Gossypium arboreum, 2505 nucleotides. RefSeq names its product L-type lectin-domain containing receptor kinase S.4-like. Lineage: Eukaryota; Viridiplantae; Streptophyta; Magnoliopsida; Malvales; Malvaceae. The record is from RefSeq and is a predicted model, not a curated record. Gene Ontology annotation, biological process: protein phosphorylation. Gene Ontology annotation, cellular component: plasma membrane. Gene Ontology annotation, molecular function: carbohydrate binding; protein kinase activity; ATP binding. The transcript is spliced from 2 exons. The coding region runs from base 289 to 2253 and encodes 654 amino acids.